This is a messenger RNA of Ictalurus furcatus (blue catfish), 2173 nucleotides long. RefSeq lists its product as uncharacterized. The record is from RefSeq and is a predicted model, not a curated record. The coding region runs from base 802 to 2001 and encodes 399 amino acids. The transcript is spliced from 2 exons. NCBI's taxonomy places the organism in Eukaryota, Metazoa, Chordata, Actinopteri, Siluriformes, Ictaluridae.
UCUGUUUUAACCCAGAAGAAAGGACAAGUCUUAUCAUAUUAGCAAAACCUGUGGACGCUGAUGGAAGAGCAUUUAGACCGAUUUGGCAGACAUAUCGGUGUAUGUCACAACUUUAUCAAAUAUCUUAAGUAUGACAUCCACAUAUGGCUCCAAAGAUGCCGUCUUUAUGAUGUCUUUUUGCUAUUUACCCUACAUCUUCUCUGUUCAAAUCCUCACAUCUCCUCCUGCUGAUGACCUAUGCAUGUAUGGAUGAAACAAGUGUGAAAAAACUUGUUUUUUAUAUAGAUUUUUUACAUUUUCCAGUUUAUAAUUAAGAAUGGAAAAUGGGGAAUGAAAAAAAAAUGGAAAUGUAUUAUUUUCAAAAUGGAUGACACGCAGAUUAUUAAGCCAUUCCACAACAAACUGUGGACAAAACCUGAGCUAACUGUAGUAAAGAAACUGUGAGCUAUGUCAGACCGGGUCCAGGUGUUAAUGCCAUUACAACGGUGACUCUCCAUACUCAGAAGUAUUCAGCCUUACAGUAGAACUGAGACUAAUGAUGCAUGACUAUAUUAUUGCCAUGUGAGUACUUCAGGCUCCUUAAAAAGAGGAGGUGUAUGGAUGGUAUGUACUGCAAAAACAUUCAAUAUGGCAUGACGUUAAGAUCCUGGGGUGUGUCCGGUCUUUGUGUGUUUAAAAAAGGCCACCUGCAUUGGACACAAGCUUUCAUGCCAAACAUCUAACUCCUCUAAGAACUCUGGUGGACCGAGCACAUUAAGAGGAACUGUCUGAAGCAUCUGUGCUCUCUCUGCUUUUCACACUAUGAAGUUACCAACUGUGCUAUUCUAUGUCCUGGUCUUGGCUGUCUCCUUCACAAUCCAGGUAACAAACGCAAAGACCUUUUCAACUACAAAGGCAACAACCUAUUCCACAAUGACUAAUGGAACAACCAUAAGACCAAUGAACACCACCUUGUUGAUGCCAUCACAAACCAGCACCACAAAUAACAUAACUCCAUCAACUGCAACCCCAUUGACGCCAAACAACCACACCCCUCCAAGGGUAAUGAGUGUCACCACUACAGUUCCUAUAAACCUCACUGUGACAUCUUCAAAUAGAACAUCUACGAUAACCUUGAAUACUACAAUCACAAUGAUGCCACCAAAUACCACCACUUUGAUGUCAUUGAACAACUCCGCUCCAAUACUAAUGAAUGUUACCUCUACAGUUCCUUCAAAUGCUAGAAUUACAAAGAUGCCUCCAAAUGCCACCACUUUCUUUCCAUCAAACAACACCACAAGACCAGUGGUGAAGAAUGUCACCACUACCAUAAGACCUCUAAAUGCCACCCCUGUGAUGUCUUCAAAUGGAGCAUCUACAAUACCUUUAAACACUACCACCACAGUGAUGACUUCACGUAGAACAUCUACAGUACCUUUAAAUGCUACCACCACAGUGAUGACUUCACGUAGAACAUCUACAGUACCUUUAAAUGCUACCACCACAGUGAUGACUUCACGUAGAACAUCUACAGUACCUUUAAAUGCUACCACCACAGUGAUGUCUUCCCGUAGAACAUCUACAGUACCUUUAAACGCCACCACCACAGUGAUGCCUUCACGUAGAACAUCUACAGUACCUUUAAAUGCUACCACCACAGUGAUGCCUUCACGUAGAACAUCUACCACCUCACUGCCAGUAAAUGCCACUCAUGUGAUGCUAUCAACCAUCACAAUACCUGCAAAUGACCCCAUCACAAUGAUGACACCAAAUGGCACCACUGUGAAUCCAUGGAGGCCAACUUCUGUGACUUCCACGGACAAUACGACUACAGUGGGAACAAACGUUACCAUGGUGACUGAGUCAUCUACAUCUGCUACAAUAUCACAAUACUACAACACUACAGCAGCUCCUAACAAAACUAUCAUGUCUCCUAGAACAACACAAUCCAGCAGCCUUGUUGUUCACCCUAAUCUGAUCACCUGUACUCUGCCGGUUCUACUUUAUCUACUGUGGAACUGAAUAUAUUCCAAUAUCAUGUGCCCAAGUGUUUUAUUCCUGUUAUGCCACUUUAUGUUAUGUUAUGUUAAGUUUUUUCUUACUAAUUAGGGUCUUUGUUGUCACUUCAAGCCACCAGAAUAAUGUGAUGCAAAAGGUUUAAGUAAUAUCAAAGUAUAUUAAAAAAAAAACUGCC